Molecule: messenger RNA, 3716 nt
Organism: Clarias gariepinus (North African catfish)
Lineage: Eukaryota; Metazoa; Chordata; Actinopteri; Siluriformes; Clariidae
Gene: il1rl2
Product: interleukin-1 receptor-like 2
Exons: 10
Coding region: 842-2563 (573 amino acids)
Biological process (GO): signal transduction
Molecular function (GO): interleukin-1 receptor activity
Source: RefSeq, a predicted model, not a curated record
ACAGUAUAGUGUGUUACAUGCAGUAAAGUGCACUACAUAGAGUAUAACUGUGUUGCAUGCAGUAUAGUGUGUUACAUGCAGCAUAGUGUGUGACAUACAGUAUAGUGUGUUGCAUGCAGUAAAGUGCACUACAUAGAGUAUAACUGUGUUGCAUGCAGUAAAGUGUGUUGCAUGCAGUAAAGUGUGUUGCAUGCAGACACACACACUAUGCUCUGGCUGAUGCUUCUGGACACAUGCAACCCUAUGUGUUACGUACAUCCAGGAUGUUUAUUGCAUACUGCUUUAUUGUAUUUUUUACAAUAUGUUUUGUUUAUUGUAGCAUGUCUUCUGUCUUAUAUCAUUAUCAGUGCCUAGAAUUAAACUGAAAAUAACAUUUUGCUCGUCUAUUAAAUAAGCCUUGAAUUAUGUUUAAAACCUUUCACACAACAAAGAAAAAAAAAAAAAGGAAGCGGAAAAUUAUACGUCUGCAACUCCCUUUGUCAUGGGUUUCCCUUUUUUUUUGUUUUAAAGAAGAGGUAUCUUCUGCAGUGCAUUGCACUGGUAUGAAAUGCAGGUGAUGAUGCAUCGCCAGGCUGAUGUGGGAAAGUCCUGUGAGUGUUUCCUCCUCACUGUAACCCACAGAGACGUUUCUUCUGGAAACCACGGCGGAAACCCUCCAGGCUCUCUGUGCGCUGUUAGAAUAAACGCUUUCAGCUUCAGUAGGCGACUGUUCUUUCCACCGGGGUUUUCUUCUGCGUAAAGACUCGGUUUAUUUUUCAGUUGUCGCGCCGUAAAUAACCCUAAACCGGGCGUCUGAAAGGUCUACACACUUCAGGAAGAGCUUCUGUGAGUUUAGUUGAAGAUGCUCCGGUGGUGUCGUCUCCUCCUGAUCCUCUCCUGCUCACUGCACUCCGGAGGCUGUAUGGGCACAAAGCGGCUGGAGCUCACUGCUGGUCAUGUGUAUAACCUCAACUGUCUAAACCUCUUUAAUGAUAAAGUGGUAAGCGUGAACUGGACUCGGGAGCUGAACCAGGAAUGGGACGUGGGAUUAAAGAUUAUAGAUGGGUCACUGUUGUUCCUCCCUGUACAGGAAUCACACAGCGGAAACUACUCGUGUUAUUACAGAUUCAGUGACACGGAUGAACAUACAGAAAAGAAUUUUUCUAUUUCUGUAACCAAGCACAAAUGUCCCAGAGAACCCGACAAUGACCAGCCAGUGUACCUGAUGAAGAACGCACCAAGCAAUCUCCCUUGUUACAGUGACGACGUCAUGAAUAAAUUCAGCAAAUUGGGUUCAGUUUCUGUCAUGAGCUGGACUUGGAUGAAGGAUUGCAGUCCUCUCAGCUGGCAGGAUGAAUCUAAGCUCCUGAGAUUCGGCAGUGUUUCAGAAGGUGACAGGGGAGUUUACACCUGUGUACUGAACUUCACCCUUAAUGGAACUUCAUACACUAUGGUUCAGAGCAAGCAAGUCAUCGUUACAGAUCCUGGUCCUGUUCCACAGAAACCCAGAAUCAUAAAACCACGACAGGAAACUCUUGCUGUGAAACUGGGUUCGAAGCUGGUGUUAAACUGCAAAGUGUUUGUCGGACUUGGAUCCUGCGAAGCAGAUAAUGUAGACCCUGUCCAAGUUUAUUGGCUGGUGAACAAUGAAUUUGCUGAGGAUACUUUUUUCAAUGAAACUGAUUUUGUUAGUGGCUGCACAACAGAAAACGGUGAGGCCUAUCACCACAAUAAUCUUACUAUUUCUGAAGUUAAGCAAGAAUUCUUCAACAUCAAUUUUCAGUGUGUCGCCUUAACCUCUUAUGGAGCAGACUACGGCACAGUAAUUCUUUUCGAACAGGAUCAGAGAGAGCUGUACUGUACGCUCGCCGUGGUCACUGCCUGUGUAAUGGUGACACUGGGAGUCCUGCUCUAUUAUCUUUUUAAAGUGGACCUGGUUCUGGCGUACAGGAACCUCAGCCCCUGUUUAAAACAACAGAAUGAUGGGAAGCUGUAUGAUGCCUAUGUCAGUUACCUCCAUGGCAAUAAUGACAGGGUGUCUUCUGCAACCACAUUUGCCCUGAAUGUCCUUCCAGAGGUGCUGGAGGAUCAGCUUGGCUAUAAGUUAUUCAUUAGUGGCCGGGAUUCAAUACCAGGAACAGCGGUCCACGACGUUAUCUGUGAAACAGUUAAGAAGAGUCGGCGACUUAUCUUUGUUCUUCCAUCCAAAGCUUUGACAACGUCUUCGGACAAUGAAGAUGGUCAUUUCAAUAAAAAAAGGCCUAAGCACUUUGGAUUCAACAAUAACAUAGCAGUGAUUGAUCCGGAUGUCUCUGAAUUAUCUCAGUUGCACUGGGGCCCUUACGAGUGCUGGGUGGGUCUGUACGAUGCUCUGGUCGAAGAGUGUGUGCAGAUCAUCCUGGUCCAGGUGGGAGAAGAUGUGGAUGACGCUCUGCUCCCUGAAUCACUGCGCUAUGUUAAGCACACUCAGGGGAUACUCAAGUGGAAACAACACUAUGCCAGGAAGCCCAAUGGAAGAUUCUGGAAGCAGAUGCGUUACCGAAUGCCACCAGUACAAAAAGCCAGAACAGCUGUUAUUGUUUAAGGAAUCAUUGUUGUUACAAAGGGGUAGAUUGUUCCCCAAACGUCCCCCAAUGUGGUCACAGAUCAUUUCCCACGCACUAGACAGCUGCCACCUACUGUAAUGUAUGGAGAGGGUGAGAUCUCAGACUAUAGCACCUUAGGCAAACGGCGACAGUUGAAGGUGCACCUUCAGAUUUCAGUGUCCCAGCAGUGAACAGUAUCAUCAUCAUCAUCAUCAUCAUCAUGUGUGCAAGUCUGUCAGUGCCGUACGUCUGUGACAUACUGUACAGCUCUUCCUGGCUGUGUGUGUGUGUGUGUGUGUGUGUGUGUUCUCAUUUCCAUGACAUUUCAUUUAGCACCACUCCUCUGGCCAGAUAAAGAGAUUUCGGUUCUGGUCCGGAUUAUCGAUGAAAAACUGAAGUGUGAAGAUGAACUUGUUGCAGUAUGGCUGAAGAUGUAGCAAAUGGUAUAAUUAAGUUGAAAAUUGUACUCCUGGGUCUCUCCACAAGGUGGCACCAGAAAGCAAGGCAGACUGUGUAUUUCACAGACCCUGUACAUGUCUUUACAUUGGUUUGUUAAUAAGAUUAGUUCAUUUUAAUUUUUUAAGUUUAUAAAACUGAUAUUCUUGUAUCUGUUGUUGUAAUAGUAUAGCACAUAUUCCUGCGAUUACUCCCUGUCUUAUAUUCCUGAGUCUACAUAUUCCAACACUUACAUGUUCUGUAAGGAGUAAAGGCACUCUUUCACUGUUUGUGAUUGUUACUGGAAAUAGUAAAAAAUGUUUCUUUUUUUGAAAGUCAUAUAAAAUGUCGGUCGAAUAUUGUUUCAACAAUUCAAACUACUGUAUGGUCUAUUGUGAUACUGUUCCUGUACAGAUGUGUCCAUUAAGAUUGCGCAUCUUGAAGACACUCAGUUUAAGGAUUUCAGGUGAAAGUGUCUAUGCUUAACCGUGCUUAUUUAGUUUUAAUCCAAUUCAGUUACAUUUUGUUAAAGAAUGGUCCUUUAAAAAAAAAAAAGAACAAUGGUCAAUGUCACAAAGCAGGAAAUUAGUAAAAUGAGUAUGAAAUGUGAAAGGAAAUGUGUAUAAAUCAGAAUGAUCAAAUUGUCCCUGAUGAACAAGUCGAGGGUGACGGUGCUGAGGGGGAAACUCCCUGAGAUGGUGAUAGGAAGAAACCUUG